Molecule: messenger RNA, 849 nt
Organism: Penicillium soppii
Lineage: Eukaryota; Fungi; Ascomycota; Eurotiomycetes; Eurotiales; Aspergillaceae
Product: RTA1 domain-containing protein
Exons: 3
Coding region: 1-849 (282 amino acids)
Cellular component (GO): membrane
Source: RefSeq, a predicted model, not a curated record
AUGGCUGACGAGCGCAAUAUCUACGGGUAUAAUCCCUCUCUGCCAGCGGCAAUUAUUUUCAUUAUUCUGUUCGGCGCCUCAACUGCAUACCAUGGCUAUCAGCUCACUAAAGCGCGAUGCUGGUAUUUCAUUCCAUUUGUGAUCGGUGGAAUCCUCCAGAUUAUAGGAUAUAUCUGCCGAGCGGCAUCGCAUGACAAUUACUACGGAAUCCCCCUAUACGCAAUGCAGACAACUUUCAUCCUGAUCGCUCCGCCACUAUACGCCGCGUCAGUCUACAUGAUCCUAGGACGAACAGUGACCUACCUUCAUGCCGAGAACCUGAGCAUGGUAUCCGUGAGAUGGAUGACCAAGUUCUUUGUGACGGGUGAUGUGAUCUCAUUCCUCAUGCAAUGUGCAGGCGGCGGCCUCAUGUCCACCGGCAGCUCCAUGCACGACAUCGGUUCAAAUGUAACAAUCGGCGGACUAAUCGUGCAACUCAUCUUCUUCGGAGGCUUCGUCGUCGUAACGAGCGUUUUCCACUUCCGAAUCUCGCGCCACCCAACUUCCAAAUCGCAAGCUGAUCGCGAUCUUACCCGUGGCCAGGGCUUUAAACAGCGCAACUGGGUCACUAUCCUUAUCGGGCUGUAUCUGGUCAGUUUCCUGAUUCUGGUUCGUUCUGUCUUCCGCUUGGUCGAGUAUAUCGAGGGUUACGGCGGGUAUAUCAUGACCCAUGAGGUUUUCAUGUAUGUCUUCGAUGCAGUGUUGAUGUGGGCUGCUAUGGCUGUUAUGAAUGUCUACCACCCUGCAGAGAUUUUGGGGAACGGCAAGGGCGGGAAUGGGAGUGGGUAUGAAGAGACCAUUCAGUUAUAG